Hippopotamus amphibius kiboko is the source of this 3369-nucleotide messenger RNA. It is a transcript of the gene KNG1, whose product is annotated as kininogen 1. Gene Ontology annotation, molecular function: cysteine-type endopeptidase inhibitor activity. The record is from RefSeq and is a predicted model, not a curated record. The transcript has 10 exons. Gene Ontology annotation, cellular component: extracellular region; blood microparticle. Lineage: Eukaryota; Metazoa; Chordata; Mammalia; Artiodactyla; Hippopotamidae. Gene Ontology annotation, biological process: negative regulation of endopeptidase activity; negative regulation of blood coagulation; positive regulation of cytosolic calcium ion concentration. The coding region runs from base 168 to 2126 and encodes 652 amino acids.
AGGGCCAUUUGUCCUUUUGGAGUAGAGCAAACAGUGCAUGGCAGCAGGAAUUAGCCAGGGCCCCAGAGGCAGAGACAGGAGAGCCCAGAGGAGAUAGAGGCUGAAGACAGUUAAAAUCAGAUUCUUAACUGGCUCCCAAUUCUUGGUGAAACUCCCAGAGGCAAAUCAUGAAAUUAAUCACUAUCCUUUUCCUUUGCUCCAGGCUGCUACCAAGUUUAACCCAGGAUUCCUUGCAAGAAAUCGACUGCAACGACCAGGAUGUAUUUGAAGCUGUGGACACUGCUCUGAAGAAAUAUAACAGUGGAAACAAAAGCGGCAACCAGUUUGUAUUGUACCGUGUAACUGAGGUCACCAGGAUGGAUAACCCUGACACAUUUUAUUCCUUCAAGUACCAAAUCAAGGAGGGUGACUGUCCUGUUCAAAGUAACAAAACCUGGCAAGAUUGUGACUACAAGGACUCUGCACAAGCUGCCACAGGAGAAUGCACAACGACCGUGGCAAAGAGAGGGAAUAUGAAGUUCUCUGUGGCUACCCAGACCUGCCAGAUUACUCCAGCCGAGGGCCCCGUGGUGACAGAGCAGUACAACUGCCUUGGCUGCGUGCACCCCAUAUCGACCACACACCCUGACUUGGAACCUGUUCUGAGACACGCCAUUCAGCACUUUAACAACAACACUGAUCAUUCCCACCUCUUUGAGCUUAGAGAAGUAAAAAGCGCCCAAAGACAGGUGGUGGCUGGAUGGAACUAUGAAAUUACUUACUCAAUUGUGCAAACUAAUUGUUCCAAGGAGAAUUUUCUGUUCUUAAAUCCAGACUGCAAGCCCCUUCCAAGUGGUGAUGUCGGUGAAUGUACAGAUAAAGCAUAUGUGGAUAUCCAGCAAAGAAUUGCUUCCUUCUCGCAGAAAUGUAACGUUUAUCCAGAGGAGGACUUUGUACCACCACCCACCAGGAUUUGCGCUGGCUGCCCCAGCCGUAUACCUGUCGACAGCCCAGAGCUAGAGGAGCCUCUGAAUCAUUCCAUCGCGAAGCUUAAUGCAGAGAAUAAUGGAACCUUCUAUUUCAAGAUUGACAUGGUGCAAAAAGCAACAGUACAGGUGGUAGCUGGAAAAAAAUAUUCUAUCGCGUUCACGGCCAGAGAAACCACAUGUUCUAAGGAAAGUAAUGAAGAAUUGACCAAUAGUUGUGAGAUCCAUAAACAUGGUCGACUUCUAAGCUGUAAUGCUGAUGUUUAUGUGGUACCCUGGGAGGAAAAAAUUUACCCUACUGUCAACUGUCAAUCACUUGGACAGACCUCACUGAUGAAAAGACCUCCAGGUUUUUCACCUUUCCGAUCAGUACAAGUGGAGAAAACUAAAGAAGGAACAACUGUAAGUCCACCCCACCCUUCCAUGGCACCUGAACAAGAUGAAGAGCGAGAUUCAGGAAAAGAACAAGGACCCAAUCGUGGACAUGGCUGGGGCCAUGGAAAUCAAAUAAAACAUGGCCUUGGCCAUGGCCAUAAACAUGAGCAUGACCAAGGCCAUGGGCACCAAAAGCAUCAUGGUCUUGGCCAUGGGCAUCAAAAACAACAUGGUCUUGGCCAUGGGCACCAAAAGCAACAUGGUCUUGGGCAUGGACAUCAAAAGCAACAUGGCCUUGGCUAUGGACAUGAAAGGGGACAUGGCCUAGCCCAUGGACAUAAGCAUGGUCAUGGUCAUGGAAAACAUAAAAAUAAAGGAAAAAACAAUGGAAAGCACAAUGGUUGGAGAACAGACUACUUGCCAAGUUUUGAUGAAGAUAGUACUACAUCUUCUGCACAGAUUCAAGGGAAGACAGAAGGGCCAACACCUGUCCCUUCCCUAGCCCAGCCAGGUGUAGCCGUUACCUCUCCUGACUUUCAGGACUCAGAUCUCAUUGCAACUCCUCCGAUGCCUGAUAUACUACCACCUCCCACAGAGAGUGAUGAUGAUUUGAUCCCUGACAUCCAGAUAGAGCCAAAUAGCCUUCCAUUUGAACUGAUUUCAGAUUUUCCAGAAACAACUUCCCCCAAAUGUCCUGGACGCCCCUGGAAGCCAAUUAAUGGAGUGAAUCCAACUGUGGAAAUGAAAGAAUAUCAUGAUUUCAGUCUCUCUGAUGCUCUUUCUUAAUUCAUGCAGCCAGGGGUAUUUCUUUAACACCUCAUCAUCCCCUCUCCCCACUGUCCAAAUAUCCUGAUCUAAUACAACAAAAACCACGCACAUUCAGAACAGCCUAGAGAGAAAUGGUGAGACUCCCAAUGGGGACACCAUCAGUCUCUACAGACGACAUAAAACUCUGUGCAGAGUCCUAACUCCUCUCUGAGUCAUCCUCACAAGCUUUCUUAACAAGCACAGAAAAUGGACAGACGAAUGUGACUUGUGGCCUACUGCAGUUUGCUUUCCUGAUAACGAGUGUGUACCUUAAAACAUACACCAUCAGUUUUCAUACAAAGAUUCUUGACAUUUUGAAUAAACUGUGACAUCUGGGCCCUGAACACAUGUGAAAAUAAGGGAAGUCAAGAGACUGAAUGCUGAACUUCCUAAUCGGAAAAAAGUAAUAGUAAAAACCUCCAGAGGUCAAAGAAGGACAAGAGAGAGAGACAGCUUGGCCAAAGGGAGGACAGGGAAAAUAAAUUAAUUGACUUUCUUUCCAAAACGGGCUAGUUAUAUCAAACAGUUACUCCUACUUGACAAAGCUAUUCUGAUAAUUCUCUUUCUGGGUGAGAGUGUUUCUUAUAAGUAAUUUCUGUUUACUCAUUAACUACGCUUUUGCAACACAGCUUUCGAAUAGGAGUUUUCUGUUUGUUUAUAUGUUGUGAGGGCUAGAUUGAGUAAUCCUAAGUGUUUAGUGGCUCUGAGUUUAAUGAUAAAGAUGGAAAGCAGAAGAAGUAAUACAAAGGCAGGCCCAAGGAAGGAAAAUCUUUUUUUAAUAAUUGAUAAGGGAAUACCAUGAGGUGUGAUACAAAUUUUGUUCAGAAAUUUUAUGAGAAAUUCCUCACUAGCCUCACUUUAUAGUUGCAUAAUUUUUUUGCUACAACAUUGAAGUGUAUGGACUUUUGCCAAAGAGAAUAAUAUGAUUAUCUUUAAUUGCCUGAUAAUGUGUGGGAGACAUAUAUAUAUUUUAUAACCCUUGCUGUGCUUUUGCCUAGGGAAACAGGGCUUUAUACAGCUAUGCUCACCUGGGGAUGCAUGUGUGACUGCUCCUUCAAUUUAUUGGAUGCAUUUGAGCCUCUGAGUUUUUAUCUCAUUUCAAAUAUUAUCUGUACUUGCAAAUAAAGAAUCAACAAUGUCAGGAAAAAGUCUCAUCUUGUCAACUGGUGGCUUCACUUUACUCUUUUUGAAUGAUAACAUCAGAUUAAUGGAGUUUUACUAU